Messenger RNA from Trichechus manatus latirostris (Florida manatee), 2107 nucleotides. It is a transcript of the gene SLC22A14, whose product is annotated as solute carrier family 22 member 14. Bases 98 to 2107 code for a protein of 669 amino acids. NCBI's taxonomy places the organism in Eukaryota, Metazoa, Chordata, Mammalia, Sirenia, Trichechidae. The record is from RefSeq and is a predicted model, not a curated record. Gene Ontology annotation, molecular function: transmembrane transporter activity. Gene Ontology annotation, biological process: transmembrane transport. The transcript has 11 exons. Gene Ontology annotation, cellular component: membrane.
GAGACAUCAGAAGCAGAGAAGGGAAGUACAGAGAACACCAAGAUUGCAAUCCAUGUUGUUCUAAGCCAGAGAGGCCAGUGUCUGGUCAGUGUCUCCCAUGCUGACCUCUGAUGUCUGGGGAGUGGUGUCAGUAGAGACUGAGCUGCAUCCUUUCUUUGAACAGAUGGUGAGGAAAAACGACUUCAAGGUAAAGCAACUUGAAUCCCAGCGUUCUUCCAGGAUCUUGAAUGCUCAUUCCUGGUUUCUGGAGAUGCUGUUACAUAGACUGAGGGCCAUCAAAUCCAAGGAGGAGGACCAGCUUGCCAGCAUCCUGGGUGCAGUGGGGGAGUUCGGCACAUUCCAGCGGAGGCUGGUGGCCCUCACCUUCAUCCCCAACAUCCUGUCGGCCUUCUUCACGUUUGCUGACUCCUUAGUGUUCACAGCCCAGAAGGCCUAUUGCAACACCAGCUGGAUCCUAGCAAUGUACCCCAACUUGUCAGAGGCUGAGCAGCUGAAUCUGACCCUUCCCCGAGAAUCCAACGGCAGCUUCCUGACAUGUCUCAUGUACUCACCUGUGGACUGGAAUCUAGAUUCCAUCAUCCAGUUUGGCCUCAACCACACAGAGAUGUGCCGGGACGGGUGGAUCUAUCCUGAGUCCAAGAAGCGACUGCUGACAGAUGAGUUCGACCUGGUGUGUGGCAAGGAGUUUGACUGGGAACUGGUGAUGACCGUGUACAUGGCGGGCUUCCUGAUAGGAUCUGUUACCUUCGGGUUCUUGUGUGACAGGCUGGGCCGCUACCCCACCAUCCUACUGUCGCUGCUGGGGCUGAUCGUCUUCGGCUUCGGAACAGCCUUCGUGAACAGCAUGGAAGUCUACCUGUUCUUCCGCUUCAGUGUCUCCCAGGCGGCCUUCUCCGCGAGAGGCGUGUGGUCGGGCCGGAGGUGGUUCACCGAGUGGCUAGUGGGUGAGCACCGGGCCCGCGCUACCGUCCUCUCCCACUGCUAUUUCACCGCCGGGACCCUGUUACUGUCGGGGCUUGCCUACAGCCUCCCCCACUGGCGGCUGCUGUUUCUGGUGGGCGGGGCUCCUGUGUUCGCAGUCAUCCCCUACAUCUGGAUUCUCCCGGAGUCGCCACGGUGGCUGAUGGUGAGAGGGAAGACGGAAGAGGCCAAACAGCUACUGUGCCGAGCGGCCUCCGUGAAUAAGAAGGUCGUUCCUUUAAAUCUGCUGGACAAGAUGCACCUGUCUGGAAAGAAAACGAAUAAGACCCCCGUGCUGGCCUUCUUCAGCAACAGGCACCUCCGCAAGGUGGUCGUGGUGAUGGGCUGCCUGUGGUUCUCCGUCGGUUACACCUAUUUAACACUGAGCUUCAAGAUGAAGGAUUUUGGCGUGAGCCCCUACGCCCGGCAGAUGAUUCCCAGCCUCCUGGAAGUGCCUGCCCGGCUGUGCUGCAUCUUGCUCCUGGAGCACCUGGGGAGGAAGUGGACCCUGGCUAUGACUCUCCUGCAAAGCUCCCUGGUGUGCUUGCUUGUCCUUCUCCUCCCACGAGGGAGGGCUCCCCCCACCCCACCCCGACGGGGGGAUGGGCCCAGACUCAGGUGGCCAUGUUGGCUGGCCACAGGGUUGAAGUUCACGGUGUUCUUGGUGAUCCUGUUGGGAGAGUUCAGCCUGGCCGGCUCAGUCACCCUGCUCCUCAUCUACACCGCCGAGCUCUUACCCACUGUGCUCAGGGCCACAGGUCUGGGGCUGGUGUCUCUGGCCUUUGCGGCUGGAGCCAUCUCGUCCCUGAGGAUCUCGCUCAUCAGCCAGACCCCCUCCAUCCUGCCUGCCAGUCUGUCCUGCGCCUUGGCUCUCCUGGCCUCAUACCUCUGCUUCCUGCUGCCGGAAACGCAAAAUCAGCCCCUCGCCGACAGAAUCAAGCACAUGUCCUCACAGUUAAGCUUACAGAAAAAGAUGAGCCAGGAAGACCCCUUGGAGACCCUCACUGAGGAUACGUCGUCUGAGGAUGUGAGCGAGGAGGCAGCCAAGAACGCGGUUCUCAAUACCAUGGUUCAGAAGGUGGACUCCGACAUCCUCGUCACCAUGCCACAGCAGCCCAGAAAGCGAGCCGACAGGCAGGACCCCUGA